UCUCUAUUUUUUCUCAGCUUGGCCCCGUGAGGUCGUUAGUUGUGUGCUGUGCCUGCCUUGUGAGUUGUGACUCGCUUUUACUCCCUCUUUCUCUCCGCUAUAAAUACAAAUCCAAGUCGGCGCGCGCUUUCAGCUUCGUCUCAGCAGUUCCGAGCUCGCGAGUUCCCGUUGUGUUCACCAAGAGGCGUGGGAUCCCUGCGAGUUGCGUCUUCGGAGUUUUUGGUGCUGGCGAUGGCGGAGGAGAAGGACGAGGAGGGAGUUUUCGCGGCGAAGAAGAUAACUAUUGGAGUCUGCGUUAUGGAAAAGAAGGUGAAAUGUGGCUACGAGGUUUUCUCAGCGCCUAUGGAGCAGAUUCUUCAGAGAUUACAAGCGUUUGGUGAAUUUGAGGUCGUACAUUUUGGUGACAAGGUCAUCCUCGAAGAACCAAUUGAGAGCUGGCCAGUGUGCGAUUGUUUGAUUGCUUUUCAUUCCUCUGGAUAUCCCCUGGAAAAGGCUGAAGCAUAUGCUGCUUUAAGAAAACCCUUUCUAGUAAAUGAACUGGAGCCGCAACACCUUCUUCAUGAUCGAAGAAAAGUAUACGAGCAUCUUAAGAAGUUUGGAAUCUCUGUUCCAAGAUAUGCCCUUGUAAAUAGGGAAGUACCUUACCAACAGCUGGAUUACUUCAUUGAGGAAGAAGAUUUUGUUGAGGUUCAUGGUAUGCGUUUCUGGAAGCCAUUUGUGGAGAAGCCUAUUGAUGGUGAUAAUCAUAGUAUAAUGAUAUACUAUCCCAGUUCAGCUGGUGGAGGCAUGAAGGAAUUAUUUAGGAAGGUUGGCAACAGGUCUAGUGAGUUCCAUCCAGAGGUGAGAAGAGUGAGGCGUGAAGGCUCAUAUAUUUAUGAGGAGUUCAUGCCAACUGGAGGGACAGAUGUUAAGGUAUAUACAGUUGGCCCUGAAUAUGCUCAUGCUGAGGCAAGGAAGUCUCCUGUGGUUGAUGGUGUUGUGAUGAGAAAUCCUGAUGGGAAGGAAGUUAGGUAUCCAGUGCUACUGACUCCUGCUGAGAAACAAAUGUCAAGAGAAGUUUGCAUUGCUUUCAGGCAAGCGGUUUGUGGGUUUGAUCUCUUGAGGUGCGAAGGCCGCUCCUAUGUUUGUGAUGUGAAUGGAUGGAGCUUUGUUAAAAACUCACACAAGUAUUAUGAUGAUGCUGCUUGUGUACUGCGGAAGAUGUUUUUAGAUGCAAAAGCACCUCAUCUUUCUUCAGCAAUUCCACCAACUUUACCAUGGAAAGUAAAUGAACCAGUCCAACCUUCUGAGGGACUCACUCGUCAGGGUAGUGGUAUUAUUGGCACUUUUGGACAAUCUGAGGAACUACGCUGUGUAAUUGCUGUUAUUCGUCAUGGUGAUAGAACUCCCAAACAGAAGGUGAAGCUAAAAGUUACUGAGGAAAAGCUGCUAAACCUAAUGAUGAAAUACAAUGGAGGCAGACCUAGAGCUGAGACAAAACUCAAAAGUGCUGUUCAACUUCAAGAUCUGUUAGAUGCCACACGCAUGCUAGUUCCUCGUACAAGACCAGAUCGAGAAAGUGAUAGUGAGGCUGAAGUUGAGCAUGCUGAAAAGCUCCGUCAAGUUAAAGCUGUUCUCGAAGAGGGCGGGCAUUUCUCUGGCAUAUAUAGAAAGGUUCAACUAAAGCCACUAAAGUGGAUCAAAGUGGCCAAAAGCAGUGGUGAAGGUGAAGAAGAGAGACCUGUUGAAGCUCUGAUGGUUCUUAAAUAUGGUGGCGUUCUUACACAUGCUGGCAGAAAGCAGGCUGAAGAACUAGGAAGGUAUUUCCGGAAUAAUAUGUAUCCAGGAGAAGGUACAGGGCUGCUUCGCCUCCAUAGCACGUACCGUCAUGAUCUUAAGAUAUACAGCUCUGAUGAGGGUCGUGUGCAGAUGUCUGCAGCCGCUUUUGCCAAAGGUCUUCUUGAUCUUGAAGGGCAGCUAACACCAAUCCUGGUUUCACUUGUUAGUAAAGACUCCUCCAUGUUGGAUGGGCUUGACAAUGCCAGUAUUGAAAUGGAAGAAGCCAAGGCUCGGCUAAAUGAAAUCAUAACCUCUAGUUCAAAGACAAUCCAUAGCAAUGGAUCACCUGAAUUUUCUUGGAUGGUUGAUGGUGCUGGAUUGCCACCUAAUGCGUCAGAAUUGCUUCCCAAGUUGGUAAGUUUGAUUAAGAAGGUUACUGAACAAGUAAGACUGCUUGCCACGGAUGAAUAUGAGAAACUUGCAGAAACGAGCUUAUAUGAUGUAAUUCCUCCUUAUGACCAAGCAAAAGCACUUGGGAAGACAAAUAUUGAUGUUGAUAGCAUAGCUGCUGGAUUACCUUGUGGUAGUGAAGGGUUUCUAUUAAUGUAUGCUCGGUGGAAAAAGCUUGAAAGGGACCUGUAUAAUGAACGGAAGGAGCGCUUUGACAUCACCCAAAUUCCUGAUGUCUAUGAUUCAUGCAAAUAUGAUCUCUUGCAUAAUGCACAUCUUAAUCUAGAGGGAUUGGAUGAGCUUUUUAAGGUUGCUCAGGCACUUGCAGAUGGUGUAAUUCCAAAUGAAUAUGGAAUUAAUCCGAAGCAGAAGCUAAAGAUUGGCUCAAAGAUUGCACGUCGAUUAUUGGGCAAACUUUUAAUUGAUCUGAGGAACACCCGUGAGGAAGCCAUUAGUGUUGCUGAGUUAAAGAGUAAUCAAGAUCACGAUUCAUCAUCCAUGAAAACUGAAAAGGAAGAUACAGAGGCCAAGUCAAAACUUCUCAAUAAGAAUGACGAGAUAAGGAAAUCCAACAGUGAUAUAUCAAUGGAUCAAGAUGAUGAUGAUGAUAAAGAGACCAAAUAUCGUUUGGAUCCAAAGUAUGCAAAUGUAAAAACACCAGAACGCCAUGUGCGGACACGCCUAUACUUCACAUCAGAAUCACAUAUCCAUUCUCUCAUGAAUGUUCUUCGUUAUUGUAAUUUGGAUGAAUCUCUUCUAGAAGAAGAGAGCCUCGUUUGUUAUAAUGCUCUAGAGCGCCUCUAUAGAACAAAGGAGCUUGACUAUAUGAGCUAUAUUGUCCUGAGGAUGUUUGAAAGCACGGAGGUGGCCUUGGAAGAUCCAAAAAGGUUCCGUAUAGAGCUGACCUUUAGCCGUGGUGCUGAUUUAUCCCCCUUGGAGAAAAAUGAUAGUGAGGCCGCUUCAUUGCACCAGGAGCACACACUACCUAUUAUGGGUCCUGAAAGGCUACAAGAAAUAGGAUCGUAUCUCACAUUGGAAAAAAUGGAGAUGAUGAUUCGUCCAUUUGCAAUGCCUGCAGAAGACUUUCCUCCACCGGCAACACCUGCGGGAUUCUCUGGUUAUUUCUCAAAAAGCGUACUUGAGCGUCUAGUAAAUCUUUGGCCUUUCCAUAAGCAUGCUAAUUCUAAUGGGAAAUAGUUAACUAGUUAAAUACUUUCUCCCUCUGCUUUAAUGUUCCAGCUUGAUGUUUCUUAAUGUACAUGGUAAAAUUCUGAUACAACCAAAGCGAGCUUUGGGCUCCUUUUGAAAUUUUUUUGAAGCAAACUUCUUCCAGCCAAAAUGGCAAGUUAUACAAAAUAGCCAGUGGUUAAAGCCAGAUUCUCGUCCAGCUCUUUCUAUUAUUAUGCUUUGUUUAGGGUUUAGGUUUAAUUAUUUUUACCUUAUUUAAUAAUACUCCUCCUAAAAUAUUAUUUCUUUAAUAUAUGAUUUUUAAGUUGUAAUA
Molecule: messenger RNA, 3709 nt
Organism: Cajanus cajan (pigeon pea)
Lineage: Eukaryota; Viridiplantae; Streptophyta; Magnoliopsida; Fabales; Fabaceae
Product: inositol hexakisphosphate and diphosphoinositol-pentakisphosphate kinase VIP2
Biological process (GO): inositol phosphate biosynthetic process; inositol metabolic process
Molecular function (GO): inositol hexakisphosphate kinase activity; 5-diphosphoinositol pentakisphosphate 1-kinase activity
Source: RefSeq, a predicted model, not a curated record